AACCAGAAUUUAAGUAUGUUGGGAAUAUGCAUGGGAAUGAAGCUGUCGGAAGGGAGUUGCUCAUCUUCUUGGCUCAGUACUUGUGUAAUGAAUACCAGAAAGGAAAUGAAACUAUUGUCAACUUGAUCCAUAGCACACGUAUCCAUAUCAUGCCAUCUUUGAACCCAGAUGGCUUUGAGAAGGCAGCAUCCCAGCCUGGUGAACUUAAAGACUGGUUUGUUGGUCGAAGUAAUGCCCAAGGGAUAGAUCUAAACCGAAAUUUCCCUGAUCUUGAUAGAAUAGUCUAUGUUAAUGAGAAAGAAGGUGGCCCAAACAACCAUCUGCUGAAAAACAUGAAAAAAGCUGUGGACCAGAAUCCUAAGCUUGCUCCCGAAACGAAAGGUGUCAUUCACUGGAUUAUGGAUAUUCCCUUUGUGCUUUCUGCCAAUCUUCAUGGAGGAGACCUUGUUGCAAACUAUCCUUAUGAUGAGACUCGGAGUGGCAGUGCUCAUGAAUACAGCUCCUGCCCUGAUGACGCUAUUUUUCAAAGCCUGGCUCGCAGUUAUUCUUCCUUCAAUCCUGCUAUGUCUGAUCCAAACAGACCACCAUGUCGUAAAAAUGAUGAUGACAGCAGCUUUGUGGAUGGAACAACUAAUGGCGGUGCAUGGUACAGUGUCCCGGGAGAAAGGCAGGAUUUCAAUUACCUCAGCAGCAACUGCUUUGAAAUCACGGUGGAGCUUAGCUGUGAAAAAUUCCCACCUGAAGAAACUCUGAAGGGCUACUGGGAGGACAACAAGAACUCCCUUAUCAAUUACAUUGAGCAGAUUCAUCGAGGGGUGAAGGGGUUUGUUAAAGAUCUUCAGGGCAAUCCAAUAGCGAAUGCUACAAUUUCCGUGGAGGGGAUAAGCCAUGACAUUACAUCAGCCAAGGAUGGUGAUUACUGGAGAUUACUUGUUCCUGGAAAUUACAAACUUACAGCCUCAGCACCAGGCUAUCUAGCAAUAACUAAAAAAGUGGCUGUUCCCUUUAGCCCUGCAGUUGUGGUUGAUUUUGAACUGGAGUCAUUGUCUGAAAGAAAAGAAGAGGAGAAAGAAGAGUUGAUGGAAUGGUGGAAGAUGAUGUCAGAAACACUAAAUUUUUAAAUGAAGAUUUUGGCUUUACAGCUUUUAAUCUAUUAUAUGUUGACUUAGUAUAAUGUACUGUGGAAAGUCCCUAUAUUCUAGAUUUUGUGCACUUCACAAUAAUUAACUUUGAAUUUUUCAGUCGUCUUUUGAUUAAUAUGAUUAUGAAUAACUACUAGCCUCCUAGCUAGAUAAAUAAGUUAUUAAUUUUCUUUCAUAUUGUUAUAGAAAAUUUACUCAUAUACAAAUCAGAAAAAAAUGAGUGAAUGUCUCUGCAGCCUAUAUGGAAGUACAAUCUGUUGUGUAUUAUUUGCAAGUUCAGAAUAUGUAGGUUAACUCUUAAUUUUAAAAAAGUAAUACGCUGUAGUCAAUUCCCAAUACUGCCAGAAAUAUUUGACAGUGCAUAGUAAUAGACAGUGCUCUUUACUGAGUUCUAUAAUGGAUGUUAUUGAAAAGAUUUAUAAUAACAGUGUGUGGUGUAAUUAUGUUUUACAAGGAUUAAAGUUCAGUAUAACAUUUUGUAUGUCUCUGGUGUUGGGGCUAUUUAAAUAUGUAAGAAACAUAAGCUGACAUCAUUUUAGUAAGCAGAAGGAAUCUACAUAAGCUCGUGUAUUAAAGACGGCAUGGAAUGAAUUCAGGAAAUAGCAGAGCUUUAUUCCUUAAACUGUUAAUGGUAUUUCAAGAUCAGGUUUUAAUUAUUUCUCAUUACUUAUUAACAAAAUUAAAAAUUGUGAAUGGGUGAAGACAAAGAGCUUGUGCAUCUUGUUAAUAUGCUGCUUGUGUUGUUUUACAGCAAGAAAAAAAAAUUGUUUCAGGUGAUGUCCGUUUUAAUUAGAUAACUACAUUUUCAACAA
Molecule: messenger RNA, 1954 nt
Organism: Pelecanus crispus (Dalmatian pelican)
Lineage: Eukaryota; Metazoa; Chordata; Aves; Pelecaniformes; Pelecanidae
Source: RefSeq, a predicted model, not a curated record